AAAAAAUUUAUUCAAAAUUUCAAAAACAUAAAAUAUCUAAAGGACUUUAAUUAAGCAUAAAAGCAUAUUAAACGCGUGUUGUUGAUUGUGAAUAAUAGUUGAUUAGAUAAAGUGUCGAAAUGAGCUUUAAACGCGAUAAAAAAGAAGAGGAAGAUGGUAUUAUUGAUUGAGAUUUACUUAAAAAUAUUUUCUAGUCAUUCAUUUUUCAUUAGUUCACUUAUAAUCCAUAAAAUACUUGAUUAAAACAUAAUCGUACAGUAUAGCAGUACAGAUACUGACAACUAGUGAACAAAUAUCGAUUAAACCAGUGAUUUCAAGUGAUAUUUUCACAUAAAAAUUAAGUUGAAAAAUUUUCAUGUUGUGUUGGCACUUUACGUGUUGUUGUUGGAUAUCCGCAAUCAUUCAAAAAAGUUCCAGUGCUUCUAUAGUGUCUAUGUUUACGAAUAUAAUCUUCUCGUACGGUUUUCUAUGAUAUUCAAUAUAUGCUCAAAUAAUUUCGCUGGAUCAUAAUUCAUUAACUCACAAAUUGCAUAGAAUGGCAUUAAUGUUGAUGCAUAAAUAUAACAAAUCAUCGCCACCACGCAGUGGAAAUCCAUUUCAAAGCUUGGAAAAGACAUCUGUGUUGCAGGAAGCUAGAACUUUCAAUGACACUCCGGUUAAUGCUAAGAAAUGUAUCCACAUAUUGACAAAAAUUUUAUACUUGCUUAAUCAGGGUGAACAAUUGGGUACAAGGGAAGCCACAGAAUGCUUCUUUGCAAUGACAAAGCUGUUCCAGUCGAAAGACACCGUCUUGAGACGAAUGGUUUAUCUCGGGAUUAAGGAACUUAGUACUAUAGCUGAGGAUGUCAUUAUCGUAACUAGUUCCUUAACAAAAGACAUGACUGGUCGUGAGGAUUUUUAUCGUGCACCUGCAAUUCGUGCACUUUGUUCAAUCACCGAUCCAAGUAUGCUUCAAGCCGUUGAACGUUAUAUGAAGCAAUGUAUUGUUGAUAGAAAUUCAGCUGUGUCUAGUGCUGCACUCGUCAGUUCACUUCAUUUAUCAAGCCAACACGGUGCUGGAGAUAUUGUAAAAAGAUGGGCAAAUGAGGCUCAAGAAGCACUUAAUAGUGACAAUAUUAUGGUCCAAUAUCAUGCACUUGGAUUGCUUAAUCAUAUAAGAAGAAACGAUCGUCUUGCUGUUGGAAAAUUAGUCUCAAAACUAAUUGGACAGAACAUGAAAAGUCCAUAUGCUGUUUGCUACUUGAUUCGUAUCGGAAGUAAGAUAAUUGAGGAAGAUUAUGCGAAUGGAACUAGCACAAUAUCAGAUACACAAUUCUUGGAAUUUGUUGACUCAUGUUUACGUCAUAAAAGUGAAAUGGUUAUUUAUGAAGCUGCUCAUGCUAUUGUUAAUUUAAAGAGAACAUCAGCUAGAGAAUUGGCACCGGCUGUAAGCAUCCUUCAAUUAUUCUGUGGCUCAUCAAAGGCUACAUUACGUUUUGCAGCUGUUCGAACAAUGAAUAAAGUUGCAGUUUUAUAUCCAGCUGCUGUAGCUGCUUUUAAUAUGGAUCUUGAGGGAUUAAUUGCUGAUUCUAAUCGUUCAGUUGCGACACUUGCUAUCACAACAUUAUUAAAAACUGGAACUGAAAGUUCUGUCGAAAGACUUAUGAAGCAAAUCGCAACAUUUGUGGCUGAAAUUAGUGAUGAAUUUAAAGUUGUUGUUGUUCAAGCAAUUCGUACAUUAUGCACAAAAUUCCCACGCAAACAUGCCAUUUUAAUGAACUUUUUAAGUGCAAUGUUAAGAGAAGAAGGAGGCCUUGAAUACAAGACAUCAAUUGUAGACACAGUAAUUACAAUUAUUGAGGAAAAUCCAGACGCAAAAGAAUCUGGAUUGAGUCAUUUGUGUGAAUUUAUUGAAGAUUGUGAACAUACUUCACUUGCUGUCCGUAUCCUUCAUUUAUUAGGCAAAGAAGGUCCAUUCUCAAAAAAUCCAUCAAAAUACAUAAGAUUCGUCUAUAAUCGUGUAAUUCUUGAGAAUGCAAUUGUACGUUCAGCUGCCGUUUCCUCUAUGGCUCAAUUUGGAGCUGCUUGCCCAGAUUUAUUACAAAAUGUCGUUGUUUUAUUAAAUCGCUGUCAAAUGGACGUUGAUGAUGAAGUUCGUGAUCGAGCCACUUAUUAUCUCGCCAUUCUUAAUUGUGGAAAUCCAACAAUAUGUAAAAAUUAUAUUUCAAGCACUGAUCAAAUGGUUUCAUUAAAUCUCCUCGAGAAAACAUUAAAGGACCAUCUUCAUGGAUCACUCACUGAAACAUUUAAUUUAGCUCUCGUUCCGAAAACAGCACCGGCGCAGACAGUCAAUGAGGAUGCUCAUAAUGAUGCAAUGAUUACGACAAAUGCUGUUCAAAAAGCUCCAAGAAUUACAAGAGAAGAAGUUAAUGUUGAAAGAUUACUUCAAAUUCCAGGCAUUCAACGGUUGGGUCCACUCCAUAAAUCUUCACAAACUGUUCAAUUGACAGAAAGUGAAACGGAAUAUACUGUAUCAUGUAUUAAGCAUUGUUUCGCUCAGCAUAUAGUCUUACAAUUUGACUGUGUUAAUACGCUGUCCGAUCAGUUAUUAGAGAAUGUAAGAGUUGAUUUAUUAUUGCCUGAAGGAUUCAACAUACGUCAUGUCAUACCAUGUGCAAAAUUAGUUUAUGGCGAAAAGGAAUCCACUUAUGUUAUACUAGAAUAUCCAGCUGAUGUCUCAAGCUCUGCAGCCACAUUCGGAGCGACACUAAAGUUUAUAGUUAAGGAUUGUGAUCCAGCAACCGGUUUACCAGAUUCAGACGAAGGAUAUGAUGAUGAAUAUAUGCUCGAAGACUUUGAAAUCACCGUUGCGGAUCAAAUUCAGAAAACAAAAGUUAGCAAUUUUGCGGUUGCAUGGGAUGCAGCAGACACAGAAGAAUGGGUUGAAUUGGAAGACACUUAUCAAUUGUCAGCUGUUAGUACUUUGCAGGAAGCAGUCCAGACAAUUAUCAAAUUUCUUGGGUUAGGGCCUGCGAAUGCGUCAGAAAAAGUGCCCGAAGGAACACACACUCAUACCCUCCUUUGUUCAGGAGUGUUUAGAGGCGGCGCUGAAGUUCUUUUACGAGCGAAAUUGGCACUAUCUGAAGGCGUGACGAUGCAGUUGACUGUACGAUCGACCGAUCAGGAUGUGGCAGAGAUAGUAAGUUCAGCAAUCGGUUAAGGGCCAAUUAAUUUUAUUUUAAUUUUUCGAUUCAAUUAUCUUUAUUGUAUAACGAGUAAAUAUGGAUAAUAAAGAGUUUAAAUAAUCUAUAGCUAAUGA
This is a messenger RNA of Chironomus riparius, 3298 nucleotides long. The record is from the annotation of a GenBank genome assembly. NCBI's taxonomy places the organism in Eukaryota, Metazoa, Arthropoda, Insecta, Diptera, Chironomidae.